Messenger RNA from Vigna unguiculata (cowpea), 1536 nucleotides. Its product is annotated as zinc finger BED domain-containing protein RICESLEEPER 2-like. Lineage: Eukaryota; Viridiplantae; Streptophyta; Magnoliopsida; Fabales; Fabaceae. Gene Ontology annotation, molecular function: DNA binding. The record is from RefSeq and is a predicted model, not a curated record.
AUGUUAUUAGCAAAGUUGUUUGUUCUUUUGGAGCAGCAAUUGGAUCUAGUUUUAGAUGGUUGUCAUCGAGUUGGACUCCAUCUUGUUCCAUGGGAUGGAAGAUUCAGACACUUAUGCUUGCCUUCUAAUGUUGACCACGAAAGAGUGUGUGCCAAACUCAUUGACAUCUAUCGUACUCGCCAUAAUAUUAGUGCAUCCAUUGGUUUGAGUGAUCCAACUAUUGCCACUGGUAUAUCUAACCUUGUUUAUGAAUCCCAACCACCACCUGCUGAGCCUGAUACACUUGAUGAUGACCUAGUAAAUGCUUGGGCAGCAAACCUUGAAAUAGUGGUAGCUAUUGCUAUUCAAAGUAUUGCAAAUAUGGAUGAAGAUGAUUGUUUCGUCUCAAAACCAAUUGAGCAUGCACUCUCUACUCCAUCAAUUGUUAGUGGCUCUGCAAAUAUAGGACCCCCUUCUCAUGAGGGACGGAAAAAUCGAUCAGAAGCUUGGAAUCAUUUCAUUCAACUAGAACCAAAAUCAGAUAAAAGGGGUCAAUGCAAGUAUUGUGAUAUCCUUAUUCGAUAUGAGAAAGAAACAACUACAAUGCGUAAUCAUGUGUUGAGAUGUCCAAAUAACCCCAAUAAAGAAGUAAACACGAGACAAAAAGUAGGUUCAUCUUCAACAAUUGAUGGAAAUAUUAGCUCUCAUUCUUAUAAUAGAUUUGACCAAGAACUUUGUCAAGAAGAACUGGUAAAAAUGUUUGUGGAAGUUGAACUCCCCUUUCGAUUUAUAGAGCAUGUUGCUUUUAGGAGGUAUUCAAAUGCUUUGCAACCAAGGCUUAAGAUCCCAUCACAUUAUACCAUAUCACAAAAUAUUGUGACAUUAUGGAAUGCAAAAAAGACAUAUUUCAAGGAUUUUCUUUCUCAACAUUGUCAAAGAGUUUGGCUCACUACUGAUGCAUGGACUUCACCUCAAACUCAAAGUUAUAUGUGUUUAAUUGCCCACUUUAUCGACAAUGAUUGGAAUUUGCAUAAAAGGAUUUUGAUUUUUCGUCGAGUAAUAAGUCAUAUCGGAGAGGCCAUGGCUAAAUUUGUUGAGUCAUGCUUGCAUGAAUGGGGGUUGAGUCAUGUUUUGACCUUGAUAGUAGAUAAUGUUACAUCAAAUGACACGGGAGCUCAACACUUGAAGAAAAGACUAUUGUCUUGGAAUAACUCGGUUUUGAAAGGUGAUUAUACUCAUAUGCGUUGUUGUGCACAUAUUUUGAACUUAAUUGUGAGUAGUGGUCUAAAAGAGAUUGAUAACUCUGUUUUAAGAAUUUGUGCUGUAGUGAAAUAUAUUAGAUCAUCUCCUUCUAGAUUUAUGAAAUUCAAAGAGUGUGUUGAAAGACAAAAGAUUGAAUAUAAAGGUCAUAUUUGCUUGGAUGUUGAAACAAGGUGGAACUCAACAUAUUUGAUGUUAGAUGCUGCUUUCAAGCAUAAAAUGGCAUUUGUUGAGCUUGAUUUUUAUGAUACAAAAUAUGCUAAUGAGUUAGGAAAGGGGAUUGGAUUUCCUUCUUAA